Messenger RNA from Eufriesea mexicana, 8343 nucleotides. RefSeq names its product small subunit processome component 20 homolog. Gene Ontology annotation, cellular component: small-subunit processome; nucleolus; 90S preribosome. Lineage: Eukaryota; Metazoa; Arthropoda; Insecta; Hymenoptera; Apidae. The record is from RefSeq and is a predicted model, not a curated record.
AUGAAGAAUAAACCAUUUCGUCACAAAGAAACAAAUACAUUUCAGUUUAAAACAUUUUCUGAAAGAAUAAAUGAAAUUGAUGUCGAUAUAUUUCACCGUGUUGCACAUCGUAAUGAAGAGAAUGAUGAAGAAGUUGAAACAUAUUUUCAUCAAACACUCGAGAAAUGGAAUUUGCUUAACCUCACGGAAGGUUAUUGCUGUUUCAAAAAGAAAGUUCGUGAUAUUGUAACACUUCCACAAUUGGUUAAUCAGAAACAAUUUGUAAUAGAUACAUUAAUAGAAUAUUUAGAGAAGAAAGAUGUUUUAUUUUUGCAACCAAUUUUAGAAUUAGUUGUAGCUGUAUGUAAAGAUUUACAAAAGGAUUUUUAUGAAUGUUUUCCUAGAUUUUUAACUAUCAUUAUUGAUUUAUUACAAACUAAAGAUACAGAACAAAUAGAGUAUACAUUUACAUCAUUAGCUUAUUUAUUUAAAUUUUUAUGGCGGUAUCUAGUUAAAAAUAUAAAGACUAUACUUAAUCUAUUGUUACCAUUAUUAGCAGAUACUCAGCCAAUUUAUAUAAAUAAUUUUGCAGCUGAAAGUUUUGCUUUUGUGGUACGCAAAAUUAAAGAUAAAGAUUCCUUUUUAAAUACAAUAUUACACAUUUUGAAAAGUAAUCCUAAAGGAAUUCCUGGAUGCGGUAAAUUAUUAUUUGAAGUAAUAUCUGGUAUACCAGGCCAAUUUCACUCAUGUGCAGAACAAAUGCUUCUAUUAUACUUCAAUGCAUUGCAUAAUGAAUUUCUAAAUCAAAGUUUAAUGUUUAAAUUAUUGGGAGAAAUUAUUAACUGUUUGCUACAAAGUAUACAUCCACAAAAAUGUCAUUUAUUUUGGUCUGUAUUGUUAAAUGUUAUGGAUAAAUCUAUUGAGAAGACAAAACAAUUCCAAUUAACAACUGGCAGAGAGAAAAGUUUGAUCCUUUUGAUACAAUUAUUGAAUAUAAUUAUUACUUAUAGAAAUGGAAAAAUGGUCAUAGAUCCUGUACCAUUGAUUAAGAAAUUGGUACAGAUUUUAGAUAUUUUUGAAAAUGAGAAUGAUGUAAUACAAGAAGUUAUAAAUGUAUCUGUUGCUAUUCUAUUAGCAACCAAUGUUAAAUUAAUGCAGGAAACUUCUAGUCAAAUAUUAUUUAAAAUUAUGACUGUGAAAGAUAUUAAAUUGUUAUAUGGUGCAGUUGAAAGUUUAAUAUAUUAUUCAUCAUUUGACAUUUUAAUAUUGCCACAUAUAAUAAAUCAUAGUAUUUCUGUUGGUUUCAAUGAUGAUAUUUUACAAUUAUUUACCAAGAUAAUUAAAGUAAAAGCUCCUCUAUGUCUUAAUGGUAUUAAUUUACAUAAGUGGAUAAAAUACAUCUUGGAUAUACGGGGUGCAAAAUUUGAUACUAUUAACUACUUCCAGACAGAGUUAAAAACUUUAUUAGAUAAUAAUGUAUCACUAAAUGCAUUAAAAAUAUUAAUUAUUUUGCCACAUCUGAAGCCUUUGCCAGAAGAAUUAAAAGAUACCUUAAAAAAAGGAAUAUUGUUAUUAUACAAGAGGAUAUUAAAUAAUACGAACACAGAGAUGGAAAUAAAUAAAUUAUGUUUGAUAUUCUUAAUCACUUUUGAAUCAGCAAUUCACAUUUUGGAAUUUGAAAUUUUGCACAAUUUUAUGGAAGAGAAUGAUAUAAAAAUAUUAGAACUCAUUAUUAAAUAUCCUGAUAAUAAAUUUAUUUUAAAUACAGUAGAUUUAUGUUUAACAUACUUUAGUGCAUCACAGUACAGAGAGAUGUACAUAAAUCAAAUUGUUUUAGAUAACUUAAAUAGCAGUAUUAUACAAAAAUUAAGUUCACCUUUCAGUGAAAUUCGCCUAAUAGUGACUCAUUUAUAUUCUUUAUUUUGCAAUGUCAAUGAAGUUAAAUUAUCAGUUACAAAUGAGAAAAUUGAAAUAAAUGCUAUAGAACAUAUGUAUUUAGCAGAAUGUGAACUUGCAACUGUACAAAAUUAUCGAAGUAAAUUAUUACACCUACAAGCAUUGUCACGUGAAAAUAACACAGUAACAAAUUUAAAUUUGAAAUAUCAUGAAAUUCCACUACGAUAUUUAUUAGGAAAUCUAUAUAUAAAUUUUUCCCUGUUGUGGGAACCUGUAAGUAAAAUUAUAGCUACCUAUGCUAUCAAGGAAUAUGAACAGUUUUGGCCUAUAUUCUUAACUGAGUUAAAAUGUGAUCAGAAAGAAAUUGUAGAUUAUAAACCAUUAUUUGAAUGUAAAGUUAUUUCUGAAAUAGGAAAUAUAAUACAAAUAAGCAAUGACAAACCAGACUAUGAAAAUCAUAAAAUUCUUAUGUGGAAAUGUAUGAUAAAUUUUCCAUAUUUUUAUGAGACAAAGAACAGAGAUAUAACAGGAUUAUUUAUUGAUUUUGUAAAUGAACAUUUUUUUAAGUCUAAUUCAGAAGAUGCCAACUGUUGUAACAUCUCAAAAGUGCAAAAAUCAACUGUUUCUAAUAAUAAUAUGAAAAGUGAUGCAAAAAAUGAGAGUGAUAAUGAAUCUGAGGAAAAUGAAGAAAAUGAAGAAACUGAACAAGAAGAAAAUGAAAUUACAACUUCUAUGAAUACAAAAUUAAAACAAAUAGUUACAGAGUCUAAGCAAAUAAGUAACUUUAUAAUGAGUAAAAACUAUAAAGUGAAACUUUUAAUUGCUCAACUUGAAAUAUUUGAAAAGAUAACAAAUCCAAAAACAUUGUAUAGAGAAUCAGAGAUUCGGAGAAUUUAUUUAGAUUUACUAUCAUCAAAAAAUUCUGAUAUUCAAAGGGCUGCUUUAAAUUGUCUUCUCACUUAUAAGUAUAAAUAUUUGUUGCCUUACAAAGAUAAUUUGUUUAAUUUAAUUAAUGAAAAAAAUAUGAAAAGUGAAUUAAUCUGCUUUAAAAUCGAUAAAGAAAGUAAUAUAAUACAAAAUGAACAUCGUGAUGAACUUAUACCUAUAGUGAUGAGAAUAGUUUACGCGAAAAUGAUUACAAAAGCAGGAAUGAAGAUGAUAUUACGUUUUUUAACUGGAACUGAGGAAAAUGAAAUGAUCAUAUUUACAGAUAUGGCAUUUAAACCUUUCAAGAAAUAUAUGCUGCCUGAUUUAAAUAAAACUAGCCAUCAACAAAUUAAUUUAAGACAACUUACACAAAAUAUUAUUAAUACUGUAGAUCUUAAUAAUGUUAUUCCACCUAAGCGUUUGCAAAGUGCUACAAAUUUACUUGCAAUUUUAAUAGAACAGUUUGGUAGUAAGAUGGAGCAAAAAUUAUUACCUUACUUACUUAGUUUGGUAAUAUGUAAUCUAGCAGAAGUAACUGGAAUUUUACAGAAAUCAAAUGAGAUUCAUGUUGGUUACUUAAAAUCUAUUAAGAAUGUAAGAUCAAGUUGUAUUUCAAUAUUAGCAAGAUUCUUUAGUCAUUUUGAAGACUAUAAAUGGAAUGAAUAUGAAAUAGAUGCUUUAUUUAAUGUGGCUGUAUUUCCAUGGUUGGAAAAGUUACCUAUGGAAGGUAUACACAGUCCUACUCCAUUAUUAAAGCUGUUUAUAGCAUGGAGUAAAAACUCACGUUACUAUCCCUUAUUUAUAAAACAUCAUAAGGAUAGCAAAUCUAUUAGUUCCCUUCCAUAUAUAAUACAACUUUUAUUAAAUCCAAAAACUAAUGCAUCAGUAAUUAAUGCUAUUUUUGAAAUGCUUGAAAAUAUGGUAACAUUGCAAGAUUAUGGAAAGGUAAAUCAAAAUGAUAUGGAAAUUGAUACAGCUUUUGUUCCUUUGAUACCUAUACUCAAUAACUUACUUGAAAUAAAUGAGGAUGUUUUAUCUAAUGGUAUUAAUUAUGGGUCUACUAUACUUCUUCCUCAUGUGUUUAGUAUUCUACAGUUUAUUAAGAAGAAACUUGAAAACUCAAAUAAGGGAAUUGGUAAAUCAGAACUUGUGAUUUUAUCACGUAUUUCAGAGUUUGUGAAAGAUGCAGAUGCAUGUGAUAUAGUUCUCACUCUUAUUUUACCAAUACUAAUUAAAAAGAGUGGCGCUGGUGACGGAGAAGAAACGAUUAUUGAAUUAAUUACAACUGUAAUAAAUCUUAUAAAACAAGUAAAGAAACCAACUACGCAUAUACGUGCAAUUUUGCCUUUAUUAGGUACAGUGUCCACAAUUUCUGCUCGUAAACUGCUCUUAGAACUUUAUAAAACUAUUGUUGAAAAGUCUACUGCAGAUUGUCGUGACACAUUUGUAAAAAAUUACAAUUUAAUAAGUUCACUUAACGCAUAUGAUCGCAAAUGGAUCGAUCAACCAGAUUUUCAAAAAAGAUUGGAUGCUUUUUCUGAAAUUCAUAAAGGGAUAGAAAAGAAUCAAAUUACAUUGGAUUUUGGUGUAGGAAUUAUUUAUAAUUGUUACUACUUUCUUAAAAAUGAAACAGAUUUAGCAUUGAGAGAUAAUGCAGGUCAAUUCCUUAAACUUCUUGGUUGUAAAUUGGCAAAGGAACAUAAAGAAAAUAUAACAGAUAGACGUUAUUUAAUGGACAAUACAAUUUUACCACUUAUAAGAAAAGGGAUAACUAGCAAAAUUGAAGUUGUAAGAUUUCAAUCAAUAGCCUUUUUGGGACAUUUGGCUAUGGAAUGUUCUGAUGUUCAUCCUAUUUUACGAGAUUUAUCUUUAUUAACUAACAAAGUAGAUCCUGAAGUAGAUUUCUUUGAAAAUAUGCAACAUUUACAAUUGCAUAGGAGAGCUCGGGCAUUGCUUAAAUUUUGUAAUGUAGCAAAAACAUUGCAAAAGUCUUUUAAUCCAAGAACAUUAACACAGUUCAUUCUUCCUCUUGCCUCUUCAUAUUUAUGUAAUGAAGCUUUUAUACACAAAAAUAGUAUUAUUGAUGCAGCAAUAGAAACAGUUGGAACUGUAUGCAGACUUUUACCAUGGCAUCAAUAUGAGAUUAUUUUGAAACAUUACUUAGAAAAACUAAGAAAUUCUAUUGAAUUUCAAAAACAGCUUGUUAGAAUUAUUGUUAUUAUUUUAGAUUCUUUUCAUUUUGAUUUAUCAAAAUAUAAAUCUGCAAACAAAUCUUUAGAACUAAAAUGCACUGAAGAAAUUUUAGUAAAAGAAAUAACUCCUAACGAAACAAAGCAAAAAGAUGAAAUUAUUGAUAGAGAAGUUGAUAAAGAAAGUGAUAAGAAGAAUAUGGAACAAGAAGCAGAAGAAAAAUUAGAUGAAAUUCUAAAUUCUGAAAAUGUAGAUAAUAUUGAAGAAAUUGUAGAAAAAGUUCAAAAAGAUACACAAGAAGAAGUACCUGUAAUGGAAAAGCAAAUAAUUCUUUCACAGUCUGGAGCAGAGCGAAUUGUUUUUAGUAUAUCCAAAGAAUUAUUACCUCAACUUCAUCGUUCUAUUAUAGCAAGAACGAGUCAUGAUAAUAGCCAUAGGAUUAACAAAAAAAAGUUUGCGAUAGAUAAUGAAGAAGAAGAAUUAAUGCGAGUUCCUAUUAUUCUUGCAUUUGUCAAAUUAUUACAAAAAUUACCCGAAUAUAUUUUAGAAUCUAAUUUACCAGGAAUUUUUAUGAAAUUAUGUACAUUCUUGAAGUCUCGUUUAGAGUCAGUACGACGUGUUACUCGGGAAAUAUUACAAAAAAUUAUGAUAACUCUAAGUCCAAAAUAUCUUCAUUAUCUUUUAAGAGAAAUGAAUACUUUACUAACCAAAGGUUUUCAAGUUCAUGUUCUCGCAUUUACAGUACAAUCAGUGUUAGUUGCUUUGAAACCAUAUUUUCAAAAAUUUGAUAUUAAUCAAAACCUUCAAAGCAUUUUAUCUGUAUGUAAAAUAGAUUUAUUCGGGCUAACAGCAGAAGAAAAAGAAGUAAUAGGAAUUGUAAAAAAUGUUACAGAAGCAAAAUCUACAAAAAGUUUUGAUAUAUUUCAUAUAUUAGCACAGUAUAUUACUGAAUCAUGUUUAGUGGACUUAAUUUUGCCAUUAAAAGAAGUGAUUGUAAAAAAUCACUCACAUAAAACUAUUCAGAAAGUAGUAGAAUGUUUGAGAAAUAUUGUAUUAGGUUUAGCUGACAAUACCUUUAUACCAUUAGAACAAAUGCUAAUAUUUCUUUAUGGAAUAGUUUCUGAAAGCAUUCCUGAACUCAUGCCUGAGGAAAAUAAUAAACAAGUUACAGAAAAGGAAAUAGAAAUACUUGUUAGACAGAAACCUGAUUGCUUUAUUAUACCCCCAGAACCAAAAAAUAAAAUGGGUGUAAAAGCUAUUUCAAGGAUGUCGAAAAAUACGAAUGUUCAUAUCAUUAUAGAAUUUGGUUUAAAACUGUUUCAUAUUCUAUUAAAAAGAGAUAAAAUAUCAAAUUCAGACUUAAAGCCUUUGAUAGAUCCAUUUGUACCACUUAUAAGCGAGUGCUUAAGAUCUCAACAUGUUAAGCUAAGCACAUUAAGUUUGCAAUGUUUAAACUGGUUGCUCAAAAUGGAUUUAUCUUCAAUACAAGAAAAAAUCUCUGAUAUUUGUUCAUCUAUUUUUGAUAUAUUGCAUAAAUAUGCUGUAGCUGGCUUAAACAAAGGAGAUAAUUUCGAUUUAGUGAUGGCUGGUUUCAAAUGCAUGUCUGUAAUUGUUCGUGACGUGAAACAUUAUAUAAUUAGUACGGAUCAAUUGAAAGCUUUGAUUAUGUAUGCUGAGCAAGAUAUACACAAUGCUGAUAAACGAGCAACAGCAUUUGGUUUACUCAAAGCGAUAAUCGCUCGAAAAAUGGUUUUUCCAGAAAUGUAUCUUGUUAUGGAAAAGGUUGCCGCUUUAAGCAUUACAUCAGAAUUAGAACAUGUUAGAUUACAAUCACGUUCCGUUUUUUAUUCUUACUUAAUGGAAUAUCCUCUUGGGAAACAUUUAAAUAAACAUAUAGUAUUUUAUUUGACACAAAUUAGUUACGAAAUGCAACCAGGUCGACUUAGUGCUUUAGAGAUGAUACACAGUAUAGUUACAGGAUUUCCAUUAAAAACUUUGAUCUUGAAGUCAGAUCUCAUAUUUAUUAUGGUGGGUGCUAGAUUAAUAAAUGACGAUGAUCCAAUGUGUCGUAAACUGUGCGCUAAAUGUAUUAAAGAAAUGAUUACACGAAUACCUUAUAAUAAAAGAAGCAAACUUUUUGAUAUAGUUGUUGCGUGGUUAAAAGAUACUAAAGUAAUACAUCGAACUCUAGCUGCACAAUUAUGCGGUAUAUUUGUAACAGUAGAGAAAGAUACUUUUGAGUCUCGCCUAAAAGAAAUAGUGCCGCUCCUUUUAAAACAAUUUUACGCAAAUUGUAAUGAUAAUGACAAACCUGGUCGUUUUGUAAAAUUACAUGUGGAAAACAAAACUCAAUUAAAAAUGUACCAUAAUAUUAAAGAUCCAGAGAGAAUGAAAGAUCAUCAUAUGUUUCAAGUACUACAGCUGUUACUAAAGAUAUCGGCAAAUUGUACGACAUUUUUCAAAAGUGAAGAAUACAAAGAAGCUAUUCAUUCAUUUGCUGAAUAUAGUCAAAACUUAUUGGCUCAUCCUCACAUAUGGGUACGUUUAGCAGCGUCGCAAAUGAUCGGUUUUAUUUUAGCUGUACUUGAUGUCGAUAAGAUUGUAGAUCUUUUAGAAAAUCCUGAAAAAUGUAAAACAGAAACUAGUUACUUGUAUUCCGAUCCUACUUCCGUUAUAAGAAGUUUAACUUUAGAUUUAAUUGCGCAACUACACCCUGAUAUGAUAUUAGAAGAAUUAACCGAUCAAACCGUUAAGAAUUUAAUUUUUAUCGGGAGAAUUUUGAAAUCUGUAAAAACGGUUAAUACAAUGACGAUCAAUCCAGAUGAUGAAAUGGAAGAUAAAGAUAGAAAACAAUUGUCUCUCUCUUGGCUCGUUAGAAGAUUAAGAAAAGCUGUAAAUAUAGAAAUAGCUCAAGCUCCUAAGUCAAUAACAGUGAGAACUGCUUUCUUUAAGUGGGUUGCUGGAGCAGUUGCUACAAUAUCCAUGGAGUAUUUAAAUGUAGUACUUUAUAACAUUAUGUCACCAAUCGUACGUGAAAUAUCGGCUACGGAAGAAAAAAAUGUCACUUUGAGACGUCUAGCUAAAGAAGCAAAUAUGAUGAUUAAAAAGCAUUUAGGUAACGAAGAAUACACUAGAUUAUUGAGUCGAACACAACAGAAUUUAGAUAUUAAAAAAGCAGAAAGGAGAAAAAUGCGAAUGCAACAGUUUGUAACGGAUCCGGAAUUGGCUGCUAAACGUAAAAUUUCAAAACAGCAGAAAAAGAAAGAGUCUAGAAAAAGAAAAUUGGAUAAAGUAAGAGGAAAAAUGUCUAAGAAACGUCCUAAAAAAGAAGUUGACUUAGAUGUUAUAUAA